UCUGACCUGGAGGAGUCCAAGGGCCAGGAGGUGUCGAAGCUGCAGCAGGAGGUAGACCGCCUCACUACAGAGCUGCAAGCAGCCAAGGACGAGAUACAGUCCCUGCAGCAGCAGCUGGCAGCUGGCGGGGGUGGGGGUGGGGGGGCAGAGAGCAACGAGCCUGUGAUCAAGACGGUUGUUAGGGAGGUGGUGAAGGUGGUUGAAGUGCCUGUGCCAGCGGCAGCGGUCGGGGCAACAGCCUCAGGGACUGAGAAGCUGGAGGGUCGUGAGGCUGCUGCUGCUUGCUGUUGCAGCCGCCGCCCUGCUGCUGCUGCUGCAGCGACGACAACUGCAUCUGCAGUAGAAGGCAAUCUGCUGCCGCUGCUGCCGGUGCCAGUGCCGGUGCUGGCGCAGUGGUUGUGGUGGCAGGCACAGGGGAGGCGGGCAGGACGGCAGAGGGGCUUGAGAACGAGAAGCUCAAGGCGGCACUAGACGUGUCGGACUCGCGCGUUGCAGCCAUGGAGGAGAUGAUAGUGCACAAGGACGAGAAGCUGCAGGAGCUCGAAUCCGAAACUGGCAAAGAUGAAGGGCGAGCUGCAGCGCCUGGAGGACCAGUUCAGGAGCAUGGACCGCGAGAACCAGGUGCUCCGGCGCCAGUCGCUGUCUGUGGCCACGGCAGCGCAGACCACGCCGCAGCGCGCUCCUGCUGCUGGGCGGCUGUCGGCGCUGUGGGGGGUUCGGCUGUGACCCCGUCCACGCCCAGUGGUGCUGGGUAUGAGAUGACGCCCGGCACGCCUGGCAGCGCUGCUGCUGCUGCUGCUGCUGCGGCUGCUCGUGGGGCCACGCAGGAGGCGGAGGUGAAGAGGCAGCAGAUCCUGGCUGAGAGGCAGCAGGCGGAUCAGGACACGGUGCUGCAGCUGCUGCUCACCGACCUGGCGUUUGACAACAACCGCCCCGUGGCGGCAUGCAUGCUGUACCGCGCGCUCGUGCACUGGCGCUCCUUCGACGCCGAGCAGACCAACGUGUUUGACAAGAUCAUCCAGACCAUGAGCUCCGCCAUUGAGAACCACGACCCCGCUCCUGCUGCUGGUGGUGCUGCGGGUGCUGUUGUGCCACUGCCAGCGGCCGCGGGGAGUGGAGGGGCAGCGGGGGGUGCGGCGGGGAAUGCUGCGAGGCUGGCGUACUGGCUGUCGACUGCGUCGUCGCUGCUGCACCUGCUGCACCGGUCGUUCCGGCCGGGGGCCGCGUCCGCGCUGCAGAUGCACGCGCAGCGCAGGAGGCAGCAGCCUGUGUCCCUGUUCAGCCGCAUGUCUCAGACGUUCCGUGGGCCGGUGACGUUGUCACCGGACGAGACGAGCGCAGCGGAGGCGGACGGGCUGCACCUGGUGGACCCCAAGUUCCCCGCGUUGCUGUUCAAGCAGCAGCUCACGGCGUACGUGGAGAAGGUGUACUCGUGCAUCCGCGACAACCUCAAGAAGGACAUCUCGCAGAUGCUUGUCGCAUGCAUCCAGGCCUCUCGAUCCUUCCGUACGCCCAUGGCGCCACGGCAGCAGCACCGCUCGUCGCCUGACGGGGCGCGGGCGGCAGCAGCGCAGAGCCAGGCGGCGUCGGUGGCAGCGGCGGUGGCGCAGUGGGGUGGGAUCAUCGCACGGCUGACGGACCUUCUGAACACACUCAAGGCCAACCACGUGCCGGCCUUCCUCGUGCGCAGCCUCUUCUCGCAGAUCUUUGCCUACAUCAACGUGCAGCUCUUCAACAGUCUGCUGCUGCGUCGCGAGUGCUGCUCGUUCAGCAACGGCGAGUAUGUGAAGGAGGGCCUGGCGGAGCUGGAGCGCUGGAUCUUUGAGGCCACGGACGAGUAUGCAGGCAGUGCGUGGGAGGAGCUCCGGUUCAUUCGCCAGGCUGUCGGUUUCCUGGUGAUCCAUCAGAAGCCCAAGAAGUCCCUGGAGGACAUCACCAACGACCUGUGCCCCGCGCUGAGCAUGCAGCAGCUGUACCGCAUCAGCACCAUGUACCGCGACGACAAGUAUGGUACCCAUUCUGUGGCGCCCGCAGUCGUCAAUGCAAUGCGCCUGAAGAGCACAGAGGAGUCCGCUCAGAACGGCACCAACUCGUUCCUGCUGGACGACGACUCCUCUGUCCCAUUUGCUGUGGAUGACAUAUGCAAGGAGCUCCCCAGCAUCUCCCUCACCCACCUCUCCCUGCCCCCCCACGUCCGCGACUCGGGUCACCUUCACUUCCUCUUCUCGUAGAACACUGCCUCCUCAGCAGCAGCAGCAGCAGCAGCAGCCAGUUCUUAGGUACGUUCGCAGGAGUAGCACCGACAGUGGGAGAGGGGUCCAUUCUCUGGUAGUGUUUAGGAGACUUGUCAGCUGCUACGUGAGGCGGGAGUCUGCAGCAUAAUGCUAUACAUGUGCUUCUGUUUGGUGAUUCGCUGUAGCAGAUAGUGUAGGGCAUGUGACAAUGCAUCUCAUCAGGCAGCCAGAGUUGCAUCAUGGGCACGGCACGCACGGCAUGGAGCAAGUAGCAUGGCCGGCAGCAUCAGGCACCUGAGGCCAGGACAUUCACAAGAAGUUAAGAUGGUUGGGCUGGUUGGGUUUCUACCUGAGACCUGAUUGUUCUCACAGUUCUUUCAGGGUGGCAAUGCUGCCGUCUGUUGCUUGGUUUCGUCGGGGUUUACAUGGUGAUACGCUAGGUAGACUGGGCUGAUCUGGGUUGUCAGGUGUUAUCGUGUACAAACCAAGCACAGGUGAUAGAGAUACAGUUGAGAGUCUUGAUUGGUGUAAUUGAGAAAGCUUGCUUGUUAGUGCAAUU
Messenger RNA from Closterium sp. NIES-67, 2793 nucleotides. NCBI's taxonomy places the organism in Eukaryota, Viridiplantae, Streptophyta, Zygnematophyceae, Desmidiales, Closteriaceae. The record is from the annotation of a GenBank genome assembly.